GUUUUUCCUCUUCCACUGACAAUGACAGGCGGCAGCGCAGCAUCCCGCAUCACACAGAAGGAUGCUGGCGACCAUGUCUGAAAAAACACAUACACAAAUGGCUGACGAGGUGGAAACAGCGAUGUAGCUUUGAAGAUGCCAUUCUUUUUGCUCUCUCGUUUUCUUUUCUUUCUAUUUUUGUCCAGUUUUAAAGGGACAGCUGGCAAAUCGAUCCCUGAAAGGGAAGCUCUCGAGGUGCAGGUGAGGGUCCAGGUGUUUGACGGCGGUGAUCUUUCACCCCUGUCCAACGCUGCUAUUACGGUUCAUGGGAACCAGAGUGUGCUGGCACAAAGCAAAGCAGGCAGUGAUGGUGUACAGGUGGUCAGCUUUCUGUACCGCACAGGAACAUGGGUAAUCAUUACAGCAUCUCAGAGAGAUUACCUCACCAGCUCAGUGCCAUGGCACGCCAGCCGCGUACCCUUAUAUGCCUCUGUCAGUCUUUACCUGAUCGCCCAGAAGCCUGGCACACUGAUCCUAUAUGAUGAUGUCAUCCAGGUCUUUCACGGCUCCCCAAGUGGGCGGAGCCAGCCAUGGCUGCAAGUUCCAAGGCGGAGCCUACAGUUUAACUCCUCCUACACAGAACUGACCGCAGUAUUAACAACAGCCAGAGAGCAGAAUGAAAUCAACUCAUUCCCUUACCCACUCGCUCUGGAACCAAACAACACAGGAGGAGAGAAUGGCUGGACGGACCUGACAACGAUAGCAGCGGUCAGUGCACAACUGUUUGACCGCGAGGGUCGAGCGGUUGAGGUCACCGAGCCCGUUCACAUCUCCGUGCCUCUGCCUUCUGAUACUCGCAUACGAUCCGCAACCAGCAUUCCUGUAUGGAUGUACGACACCAAGACAGGACUAUGGGUACGAAAUGGAACAGGAUUUAUCACUCGAGAGGGAACACAGCUAACGUGGGACUUCACUGCCUCCCAGCUUGGCUACUGGAUCGCAGCCUUCCGUUCUUCAGCAGGCUCAGGUUUGUCUCACCCAGGCCUGAGGGACAUCACGGCCUACCACACCUUCUUCCUGCUGUCCAUCCUGGGAUCUCUGGCACUGCUGGUACUAGUCUUACUCUGUGUCCUACUCUACUACUGCAGACGAAAGUGUCUGAAGCCCCGACGGCAGCAGAAACAGGUUCAAGGUCCAUCUGGUUUGAACGGAUCCAAACGGGACCAAGGCACCUCCAUGUCCCACUUGAACCUCAUCUGUGGUGGCCAUGCUGAACCCGCUGCCUCCAAUGGCAACUUGGACGCCAACAAAUCCGAGGGAUCCCCAUCCCAUGCCUUCAAGAGUGCUCGGGAAGAGUUUACCAGAAACGUUCCUGCCCAUAAGCUUCGGCAUUCCUCUAAGACCAAGCAGUCCAAAGGUGCCCAAAGAAAUGCAGAGAGUUUCCCCAUGAAGGUGCAUCGAUCCACAGAUACAAGCAAUCUGGACAGCAAUCUUCUACACGAGGACUACGGACGCAACUACAGCCCCGGCGAGAAGGACGACUAUCGCCGGAGGCACGUUGUCAAUGAUAACCGUGGCUACACGUCUGAUCCGCCUUCUCCACCAAAUGUUGACAAGCCACCGGAGUACUCGCAGGUCUUGCAAGGGCCAGAUCACCUUGCUCGUCCAACGUCACUCAACACGCAACCAGGUCAGAUUAUAUUCUGCAGCUCAUUGGAUCAGAUGAAGGAGAAUAUGUACCGUUCUAUGGUACCAACUCUUGUGAUCCCGGCCCACUACAUGAGGCUCUCGUCAGAGUUCGGUGGCACAGAUCAGGGAAAGGAUGGAGCGAACCAGGCAGACAGAGACGGACAGAGUUCACAGGGAGCCAGCAGCGGGAUUCAAGGCCAAAACCACCAAGGCCAGACCCCUGGUUCAGGUCAUUCAGAAGCCCAACAAGGUGCAUCUCCAGCAGGCUCAGAUGAUAGUGUUUGGCCCUCAAGUGGAACACCAGGACCGGUUCACAUCCCUGUUUUGUUCAAUGACUCCACCAUUUCGCAGAUGAAUGGGGAGCUACAAGCCCUCACGGAGAAGAAGCUUCUGGAGCUGGGGGUAAAGCAACAUCCUCGUGCCUGGUUUAUAUCACUCGACGGCCGUGCCAACGCUCACGUACGCCACUCAUACAUAGAUGUAGGUGCUGAUCUCGGCCACGGAGGCACGCACAGCGGGAACCACAGCGCACAAAGCACAUUGAGCGCCCCUGCCGGGAGCAAUAAAGACCGAAACGGAGAUACAAGUCUUCACGAUACCCAACAUGACCGCAAAUCCGCGUCCGGUCGCAAGACCAAAGAGGAACACCACGGAAGGGGGCGCAAGGGCCACGGAGGAAACGGCGGUACAAGUGGCGGGAAACACUACUUUAAACCAACCUAUCAUGACCCUCUGGACCUCAGUGGAGGAGUGAGCCGCAUGGGGGCCAGUUCGCCACUGGAAAACCCUUUGACCCCUCUUUUGGAUGACGGUCCCGAGGAACCAAGGGGGUCUUCAAUGCCGAGAAGGGGUCGAAGCAGGGGUAACAGCUCACGUAGUAGCAACAGCGAAACGCAACGUGACUCUGUCACCAGCCCAGAAGAUGACAACGACCUUGACGAUAAAGAUGAGAACAAGAAAAGUCCCUGGCAGCGUAUUGAAGAGCGCCCACUUAUGGUGUUUAAUGCCAAGAAGUAGAGUGAGAAAAUCAAUCCCAGCAGCUGCCUUGACCAAUUAGACAAACUAAAGAUGUGUUCGAAUUGAUAAUGACUCGAAUUGAAA
This is a messenger RNA of Rhinichthys klamathensis goyatoka, 2769 nucleotides long. RefSeq names its product protein FAM171A2. The coding region runs from base 136 to 2685 and encodes 849 amino acids. The record is from RefSeq and is a predicted model, not a curated record. The transcript has 8 exons. Lineage: Eukaryota; Metazoa; Chordata; Actinopteri; Cypriniformes; Leuciscidae.